GGAGGAUGUUUGCGGGGAUAAGUGCGGAAAUCGAGGAUAAACCUCGCUUCUCAAGGAGACUUCGACUUAUUUCCUCCCUCUUAUGUAGCGUACAACAACCUUGGGCUGCAUAGCUUGGUAGCACCGCCGCUGUUCUCUCAAACUCUGGUAGUAUCGACCGCCUUCUCUGUGCUUAUUCGCCUAAUCUAAGCGCGUUCAACCUUCUUUCAACUACAUCUGAGGGGGGAAGUAAGAUUCCAAAAUUGCAACAGUCAGCAAAGAUGGGUGGACUUCGCGCGGUCGAGGAUCGGCCUACGCCGAAGGAGGUAUAUAACUGGCGUCUCUAUACAGAGUCUUUCAUCAUUGCGAUGGGAUCUUUGCUCUUCGGAUACGACUCGGCUUUCAUUGGAACAACCAUUGCGCGCAAGAGCUUCGUCAAUGACUUUGGCAUCAUACCGGCCACAUCCAAGGAGAUAUCAUCCAACAUUACCUCAGCCUUCCAAGCCGGCGCAUUGGGGGGAGCACUUAUGUGUUUCUUCAUCACAGAGUAUGUCGGCCGCAAGUGGGCGCUCAUCAUCAGUAACAUCGUCUUCCUUGCUGGCGCCAUCCCAAUGGUAGCCGCCACGAACGACCUCGCCUCCAUGUAUGCUGGCAGAGCACUCACCGGCUGGGGCUGUGGUGUGAUCACGGCCACGGUACCUUCCUACAUUGCUGAGCUAUCGGUCCCUUCCAUCCGAGGAAUUCUCACAGGUCUUUUUGAGGUCACGUACCAAACGGGAUCUUUAAUUGGUUUCUGGAUCAACUACGGCAUCAAUCAGAACAUGAACCCUACCAGCUCAGCAUCGUGGCGUGUGCCGAUGGCUGUUCAGCUCAUUCCCUCCGGAGCCUUAUUGGUCGGCGGAUUUCUGCUUCACGAGUCGCCUCUAUGGCUCUACCGCAAAGGCCGCGAAGAGGAAGCGAACAAAAACCUUGUGGCUUUACGACAUUUGCCGAUUGAUCACCAAUACCUGCAAGAGGAAGUGGAAAUGAUCCGUGCCAGACUGGCUGAGGAGGCCUCGGUUGCGGCAACUUACGGCGGCGGGUUCUAUGCCUAUAUCCGAGGAUCGCUGCACGAACUCUCAAGAAAGGGAAUGUGGAACCGUUUACUCCUGGUCUUUUGUUCUUUUGCUUUGCAGAACAUGUCUGGUGCCGCGGCUAUCAAUUACUACUCUCCUAUGCUUUUUGGCUCCAUUGGCAUCAGUGAUGUGGCCCUGUACACGGGUAUCUACGGUCUUGUCAAGGCCGUGGCGUCGAUAAUCUUUUAUGGCGCACUUAUCGACAUCUGGGGCAGACGUAGACCGACGAUCAUUUCAUCUUUAGCCUGCUCUCUCUGCUUAUGGUUCGUGGGCGCCUAUGUCAAGGUCGGCAAUCCGGCACCAAUCAUCGCAGCUGGAGGAGAGCUUUCUGCCUCAACGGAGGCUGGUGGCCGCGCUGCUACCGCUGCCAUCAUGAUCUACUCAGUAUUCUGGUCUUUCGGUCUAAACGGCAUCCCGUGGAUCGUCUCCGCCGAGAUCUUUCCCGGUGCUCUCCGCAAUUUGACUGGAACAUUUGCCGCUUUCACGCAGUGGCUGAUCCAGUUCGUCAUCACAAAAGCCCUUCCGUACAUCUUCAGUAGUCUCGAUUAUGGUGUUUGGUUCUUUUUCGCAUGUUGGAUGCUCACAGCUACUGUCUGGGCAUUCUUUUUCCUCCCUGAAACUAAAGGUGUCACAAUCGAUCAGAUGGAUGCUCUGUUUGGCUAUGAAGGUGAUCGUCUUGUCCAAACCCCGGCCCUGAAAUCCGACGAUGCGAAGAGCGUAGAGCAAGACGUAAGAGAAGUUGACGAGGCGGGUAGAGCAUGAUACUAAGUUCUUGGCCCUGAAGUUUGGUCGAGGAUGUCGACUGAGGUCGGGGCCAGUAGAGAAACACUUGCGGUAAUUACGAGAGGUACCAGCAGAAACCUUGGUUGUCGAAUUGGAUCUUUGAGUUAGUUUAAUGAGAUUGAGAACCCC
Molecule: messenger RNA, 2006 nt
Organism: Colletotrichum godetiae
Lineage: Eukaryota; Fungi; Ascomycota; Sordariomycetes; Glomerellales; Glomerellaceae
Product: general substrate transporter
Exons: 6
Coding region: 261-1856 (531 amino acids)
Biological process (GO): transmembrane transport; carbohydrate transport
Cellular component (GO): membrane
Molecular function (GO): carbohydrate:proton symporter activity
Source: RefSeq, a predicted model, not a curated record